Molecule: messenger RNA, 3552 nt
Organism: Solea senegalensis (Senegalese sole)
Lineage: Eukaryota; Metazoa; Chordata; Actinopteri; Pleuronectiformes; Soleidae
Product: leucine-rich repeat and fibronectin type III domain-containing protein 1-like protein
Exons: 11
Coding region: 113-2197 (694 amino acids)
Molecular function (GO): protein binding
Source: RefSeq, a predicted model, not a curated record
UCUUGAGGUCAUCUCCCUUUUCAGACGGUCUCUGGUCGCCACAGUUCACCUUCAUGUUGAUGAAUAAAUCACAGCAUACCAGAUAGAGGUGACCUGUUUCCAUUGGAGGAUAAUGGAACGGCUGUGGCUGUCUUUGCUGUUGCUGGCAGCAGCAUGCAGAGGACAGCCAUGUCCAAAACGCUGUAUGUGCCAGAGCCUCUCUCCAUCGCUGGCUAUCCUCUGCUCCAAGACGGGCUUGCUGUUCGUUCCUGCAGCCAUUGACCGGCGCACCGUGGAGCUACGACUUCAAGAGAACUUUAUCACAGCUGUCCGAAGAAAGGAUUUUGCCAACAUGACCAGCCUGCUACAUUUGACCCUGUCCAGAAACACCAUCAGUCAGAUACUCCCUUCAGCAUUUAGUGACCUGCGACGACUGCGAGCGCUCCACCUAGACUCUAAUAGAUUAACUGUGAUAAAGGACGAUCAUUUCAAAGGCCUGACCAACCUUCGCCACCUAAUACUCGCCAACAACCAGCUCCACAACAUUUCGCCCCAUGCCUUUGAUGACUUUCUGUCAACACUGGAGGAUCUUGACCUCAGCUACAACAACCUUGCCCAGGUGCCAUGGGACACAGUUGGGCGCCUGACCAAUGUCAAUACCCUAAAUAUGGAUCAUAACCUCAUAGAGAACGUUCCCCAGGGGGUAUUCACCAACCUGCACAAACUGGCAAGGCUUGAUAUGACAUCCAACAAACUGAAGAAAAUUCCCCCCGAUCCCUUGUUCCUGAGAAUCCCAGUUUAUGCCAAGUCCAAAGGAUCCCCUCUGUCCUCGCUGGUGCUGAGUUUCGGUGGUAACCCACUUCACUGUAAUUGUGAACUUCUGUGGCUGAGGAGACUGACCAGGGAAGAUGACCUUGAGACAUGCGCCUCUCCCCCUGACCUCAGUGCCAAAUAUUUCUGGACGAUACCUGAAGAGGAGUUCAUUUGUGACCCACCAGUUCUAACCCGGAAGUCACCUCACACCAUGGCAAUGGAGGGCCAACCUGCCAGCCUGAAAUGCAAAGCAAACGGCGAUCCAGAGCCUGAAGUCCACUGGAUCAGCCCCGAGGGGCGACUUAUAUCUAACAGCUCCAGAACUUUAGUUUUCCCAAAUGGAAGCCUGGAGAUCAACGUAACAUCACUGAAGGAUUCCGGAAACUUCACGUGCAUCGCCUCCAAUGCAGCUGGCGAAUCCACGGGGAGGGUGGAGCUUGUUGUCACGGCGAUGCCCCAUCUUGCAAACAGCACGAGUCGUAGCCGAGACCCGUCCUCUGAGCCCGCCCCCUCUGAUAUUUUAACAUCCUCCAAGGUAGCACUGCCCAACAAUGAGACGCGGGGAGCCGACCGGAGAGUUUCAUUGGUGGAACUGAGAGGAAACUCUGCCCUCAUUAGAUGGACCAGCCAGACGCCACCGAUAUCUGGAGUCAGGAUGUUCCAAAUUCAGUACAACAGCUCUGGGGAUGACGCACUGGUUUACAGGAUGAUCCCGUCCAGCAGCAACGACUUCCUGGUGCGGGACCUUGCCGCUGGACGCAGCUAUGAUCUUUGCGUCCUGGCCGUGUUCGACGAUGUCAUUACAUCACUGACUGCGACCCGCCCUUUGGGCUGUCUGUCAUUUACCACAGACACAGAGUUCAGCCAGUGCCAAGCACUGCACAGCCACUUCCUAGGUGGAACUAUGAUCAUCAUCAUUGGAGGGAUUAUUGUUGCUUCUGUGCUGGUGUUUAUCAUCAUCCUAAUGAUACGUUACAAGGUCUACAGCCACCAAGGGGCAGGCCACGGGAAAGCAGCCAUUGCAGCCAGUGUGCCAAGACCGCAGAGCAAUGGACAAGGAGGAAGUGGACAAGUCCAAGUCCUCCCUCACUCUGCUUCAAAAAUCACUGAGACUCAUGAGGACCAAGCGCUAGCGUCGUCCAGAGCCAUGUCGCCUAGCAACACCCUGAGAGACACAGUUGCACUGGUUGAGGAGAGCAGUGGACGGAGCAUAAUGACAAGGACCGACUCCCUGGCCAAUGAGGAGUUGCUCUCGCCCACAAAAGCCCGCUUCUCCUCCAGGGUCGCCAUUGAGAUGAAAAGCAGACCGCCAUCUGUUGCCAAAGAGCCCACCUCCCCCAAGGAACUGGCAGCAGCAGACAACAGGCGGCUCCAUAGUGUCCAAUGGAGAGACUUUAAGAUCUGAUGGUCUCUCGGCCUCACAAUGAGAUCGUGUCCACACUUCACAUAAAGAAGCCCUGAUGAUGUCGUUCUGGGUGGCAGAUGUGGAGGAUUAACAUCACCACCAAGGAAAAGCUGGUGAAGAAGAAAAAAAAAAAGGCCCUAUAGCUUCUUUCUCUGUACCUCCCAUUUACUCUACCCAUUACUUUGUGUCCAUUAACAUCACGGGGUUAUAGACCUCGACUCUCUGGCUUUCUUUUCACCGCUUAUCCUGGCUCUCGUGUCUCAACUGGACAACUGACUGUGUCAUGACCAAGCGUGGAGGAUUUAGCUGUUGGGUGUGAUCAUCUUAAUUACUUUUAAUGAAGCGACACGCGUUGGUGCCGCACUUUCCACUUUGCAUCACAAGAAAUCGCCGCAGAAAUGGAUACAGUGGGCAUAAAGAGGCAUUUGGGUAUAUAUCUCAACCAAAAAAAAAAAAAAAGGCCAGAAAAUAUGGAUGGACUUCUAACUUCUACCUGGAACCUCUUCAUGUGCAGACAGACACUGAGCAGAUGGUAAACAUUUGGAAUAAACAGGAUGCAUAGAUAAUCACAUACAACCCGGAUAUACAUCAUGGUUUACUGCAUAGACCGAAACUUAUGAAUGGGUCUUGCCUUGGAUAUAAACGUCUGUGAAACAUCAGCAUGCUGUUGCCGGCUCUUAAGAGGCUUGAUCAUGCAAUUCAUGCUGAGCUGGAGCUGUUAACCUUACCUGGACCCUUUCAUCUCACACUCAGAAUGAUCUGGAGAGCAUAUGCGGUACAGUUUAUGGACAAUUUAAUUGGUUUGACCAGGCCAGAACUGAGAAACCCUGGACCAAGUGAAGAAUUACCUGCUGCUGUAUACUGGUAAUGGACCGGGACUGUGCCAGUUAUCCAAUGCAGACCAAACUGGACUAGACAUAAAAGCCUGCAAUCUAUUGUUUUCCACUGAGUGGGACCAGGAAGGACCUUUACUAGCCUCUCGCCCAUCUCUCCAGGAUCAUUUACACAGACCAGUGAUCGGGAGGAAAGCCACGUGUUAAAAGUCCAGAAAAACAAAUACACAGGUCAGGAGGGACACGAUAAAGCAUCACUGUUAUGAUCGACAUUAUUAUGAGAAAAAUCUGCAUCAUCCCCAUUGCUGUCAACCCUGAAUACGUUUACAGAAAGGGAGUUCUACGUUCAAAGUCAGAAUAGUUUUAUCGUGAAGAAAAAAUGCUGUGUGUCUCUAAAUGGCUGCACCACUUCCAUUUCUGACAUCCCACCCUUGUUUUUGCCACACUGUUUCCCCCACUCACGAAAUAUCUGAUGACAUUCCAUAUCUCAUUUACCGGUCAAGUAAAAGGGAACCUAUUAUA